AUGGGCCUGACAAGCAACACCGGUUUGCUGUCGAGCGCGCCGCAAAAACCAAUAGCGGCAGCCCGAAAGACGACUAAAGAGCUGAAGUGCUCGGCACCAUUCGUUCUUCGGCCUUGGAUUCAGAAGGACAGGGACCCCCCACCCCUCACGCAUACAUCCAGAGGGAUCUCGAUGAGUCCUCUGAAAGGAGUCCUCUCCAAACCA
This is a messenger RNA of Iphiclides podalirius (scarce swallowtail), 204 nucleotides long. NCBI's taxonomy places the organism in Eukaryota, Metazoa, Arthropoda, Insecta, Lepidoptera, Papilionidae. The record is from the annotation of a GenBank genome assembly.